AUGGCAGAAAGACAGCCUUCGAGAGAGAGCUCACCCUAUUCGUCGUGGAAAGGAACAAAGUUUGGAUCGAGUUUCGGAAACCUUUUCCUAUUGAACAGGGUUACUCUAGAUGAUGCUGACAACACUCUACUCGACUCUCUGAAUUGUACGCCUGAUCUGAUGUACAUCAUCGCUGUUUUGUCCCUCCACAUGGACAAAUUCAUCGAUUUUUAUACUGUCAAAGAAUAUAAUGAUUUAUAUGCCCGUAACGGAAUUAAUGACUUAAAUUACGACAUGUUAGUGAAAACUGUCGAUAGUGUCCAGAAGAUCGGAAAUGGCUUUGUAAAGCAGUGGAAUGAUUUUGUUCAGGCGAAAGAACUGGACGAACCGUAUCCUCUACAAGAGGCAAUUCAUUUUGCCCAAUCUUUGCAAAAAGAGCAACGCAUUUCCUUUAUUCGUUUGUUUAACAAGUGCUACUCGACAUAUUUCACUUCCUUCCUCUCCUUCCUCAAAUCCAUCACCACCAACCCAUUCAUCCACCAAAUCGAAACCUCCACUCGCGACCAACUCCUCCUCUCCAACGUCACCACCGACUCCCUCCUCCCCCUCACUCGCCUCCUCCCCACCUCCUUCACCUUCCUCCAGAGCAUGCAUCUCGGCCCUGCCCAGCUCGCUCAGCUCUUCGCGGUCGACUCGGCCUGGACCUCCGACCACAUCGCCCAAUCCAUCCGCCUCGCCAGCCUCGCCGGCGCCACGCCGCAGACCUUCUUCCCCUUCCUCCGCUCCCUCCAGACCGCUCAACUCGGCAUUGCCGACAUGGACCUCCUCGCCGACCGCGUCCCGCGGGACCUGAUGCUCGACGCGAUCGGGCUUUUCUGCGAGCACUGGGAAUUGCUCGCCCUCUUCGAAGAAGGGCUCGGCCUUUCUCUCGACGCGUCCUCGCUGCUCCGCUGGCUCCGCCACCACGCCGCGCUGCCCUCCGCGCGCGUCCGCGCCCUCCUCACGCACCCCUCCGCCGCGCGGCUGCUGUCGAGCACGUGGGAUCCCUCGAUUCCCGACGCGACGUUCGCGUCGCUUCUCGGUUUCUCCGUUUCGCAGAUCGAUUUGAUUUUGCGCCACGCCGCGCCGCUUCUCACCGCUCCUUCUCUCCGCCUUCUCCACGCCGAUCCCCGCGACAACCGCCUCCAGCUCGCCUUCUCCUUCGCCUCCCGCGAUCCCCGCGGUUCUUCGCUCGCCAUCGAGGAGCACUCGCUCUGGAAUGCCGGGCAGCGCGACGGCUGGUGCGAGCAGACCUACGCGGAUCCCGCGGGGAACCGCGUACGCGAAGCGGUGUUUUUUUCCGCGGGGAGCGAGCGCGGGAGCCGGCUGCGGUGGAGCACACAGAAGGGCCAGCCGGGCGUGGUGCUGGUGGAGAACGGGCAGGAGAUCGCGGUGCAGCAGGAAGCGCUGGGCGUUCUGUUCAAAGCGAGCACGCGGACGGUGCCGCUGCGGUUCUAUUUCGUGUUCCGUGACGGCGUGCGACGCAUCUCGGACAACAACGGACCCGAUCUCGCGUAUCUGGCAAGACUGAACGCGGAUGGAGCGCCGUUCAGCCCCGAAUUGAUGGUGCAUCUGCGCGAAGCGUUCCGCAAUCAUCCCGUCGUCGCCAACUUCGCCAUCACCGAUGAUUGUGUCGCGGGACAGCUGGACGUGCCGCUGGUGCCGAUGCCCUCCGUGUUCGCGAGCGGGAAUUUCCCGAUUUUGAUGGAAUUGCUGACGAUGCUGAAACCGGCGCGGAAGGACGGAAUGAAGUUCCAGAUGAAAGACAUGGAGUUUAAUGGGGACGCGACGCUGAAUCGCCAGCUGAUGUUCACGAGUUGCAUUCUGAGCAAUGUGAAUUUGAAGCGUUUCUGCAUUACCGCCGAAAUGCCGCAUUUGCGAACGAUCGUGAUUGAAAACUGCAUGGAAAUUACGGAUGUGACGAUCUAUGAGAACACGAUUAAGGUGAUUGAGAAGAUUACCAUUCGGAACUGUCCCAAGCUGUGUUCUAUUGACAUUAAUGGUAUUGACGAGGAAGAUGUGGAGUUGGAGGAUGUUCCGAAUUUAGUUGGUAAGAAUAUUCAGUGCUAACGAUUGUGAUGCUC
Messenger RNA from Blastocystis hominis, 2102 nucleotides. RefSeq lists its product as hypothetical. The coding region runs from base 1 to 2088 and encodes 695 amino acids. The record is from RefSeq and is a predicted model, not a curated record. NCBI's taxonomy places the organism in Eukaryota, Bigyra, Opalinata, Blastocystidae. The transcript is spliced from 18 exons.